AUGUUACACAAUUUUCAAUCAUUCAAUAAUAUACCGCAUCCUAUAAAAAGUGAAAUCAAAUUAUUUCAUUGCAAUCCUAAUAAUGUUUGGUUUGUAACAAACGAUGAUUGUGUCUAUUGUUUUGGUAGCAAUAGUUACGGUAUACUGGGUUUGGGUCAUCAAAACAAGAUAACCGAACCGCAACUGAUCCGUGAAUUAUGCGAUCGUAAUGUUUGGAAAUUUUUUAUCGGCGCCGACUUUGCACUGUGUCUGACACGUGACCAACAAAUAUAUAGCUGGGGUUGCAAUCAGUACAGACAACUGGGUCGUCGUCGUCGACUACCUACCGGUGCUGCCGCUAAUGUUAAUACUACUACUACUAAUAUUUACUGUAGACCAGCGCUCAUACCGUUUCUGGCCGAUAAACAUAUUACUGAUAUCGGGUGCGGUUCKCAUCAUUCGCUGGCACUGACCAGUCAGGGCCAGGUAUAUGGUUGGGGCGAUAACCGAUUUGGACAGUGCGGUUGCGGACAACAACAACAACAACGACAAACCGAUUAUAUAGAGUAUCCAACUCUAGUUAUAGUAAUUGGUUUAUCACUAGACACURCUAUUCAAUCUAUUUAUACWAUAUCAUCAUGCUCGUUUGCUAUAACCAGUGCUAAUGGACAGGUAUAUAGUUGGGGUGACAAUAGUAACUCACUACUGGGACAUAAUAAGACUAGUAUUGAUGAUCUAUUGGAUAAGUUUCCAUUGAUAACAACUAUUCAUGACCAGGAAAUCAAACAAACUAUACAAUUAGUUCACUAUGAAUACGAUAAUCUAUGGUAUGUGACAACCACUGGUCAAGUGUAUGGUUUGGGCGAAAAUUUUUACGGUUUACUUGGUUUGGGUCACUCKMGAAAAGUUGAUGAAAACAUACCGCAAAUGAUACYKGAAUUGUSCGGCAAAUCAAUCAAAAAGUUUGUYAUCGGAAACGAUUUUGCUGUUUGUCUAACGUUUGACCAUCGAGUUUAUAGCUGGGGUUCAAACGAUUGCUAUCAAUUGGGUAGACCUGCAGGUGCUGACAAUACUGAUUACAGYAAACCAGCAAUCAUACCGUUUUUYGAUGAUAAAUGUGUUACSGAURUMGUGUGCGGUUGGAGUCACGCACUGGCCAUUACCAGUUGCGGUACUGUCUAUGCGUGGGGUAACAACACMUACGGACAGGUAGGCUGUUGUUCAUAURCMGCKAGCAUUAGUUAUCCGCCAAUCAAACYGCCAAUARUACCAAUCRAUACAGAAUUUAAAUAUAUCUACGCCUAUAACAAUCUAUCGUUCGGUAUUACCCGACAUWKGGGUCGGGUAUACAGUUGGGGCGAUAAUAGUACCCGACUAUUGGGACACSAACCUAACAUUGAUUGUCGUAUACCCRMAAUGAUAAAYSRYCUAGAUCAUAUAAUAUCCAUAAGYAAUUGYAAAACAUGGACGACACCCGGCGGCCAACUAUUGGGCUCCGGUACCUAUGGACAAGUAUAUCGAUCUACUCAUAAGUCYAGUGGCUUAGAUUAUGCCAUCAAAAUUAUCGAUAAUUUUGAUAUUACUAAUCAAGAAUCGCUGAGAGAAGUUAAACAAUUAAUUAAAUUGAAUUCACAAUUUGUGGUCAACUGUUAUGACGCCUGGUUUGAGUCCAAUAAUAAUAAWAAUACUAACAGUCUAUACAUACAAAUGGAGUUAUGUUCGCAAAGUCUUAAGCAUUUAAUCGAUUUAAAAGGACAGACAUUUCAUAGACAACAACAGCCUAACAAACCAAUGGAUCCGUUGGACUAUUUUAUCUCAAGUCAUCUGAUGCUUGAAUUGUGCGAAUGUGUUGAAUAUUUGCAUACAAGACAUCCGCCAGUUAUACACAGGGAUAUCAAACCGGAUAAUAUACUGAUUAAUACUAGACCUGUAAACAAUCGUUUUGUCAAACUGGCGAYUUCGGACUGGCCGUACAUCAUAUCAGAUACGGUUCCCGAUCGGGAUUGCAUACAAACAAUAUGGGUACCCAACGAUAUAGGGCACCGGAAGUCUCUGAUAUGA
Oppia nitens is the source of this 2040-nucleotide messenger RNA. RefSeq names its product E3 ubiquitin-protein ligase HERC2-like. Gene Ontology annotation, molecular function: ATP binding; protein kinase activity. The transcript is spliced from 4 exons. The record is from RefSeq and is a predicted model, not a curated record. Gene Ontology annotation, biological process: protein phosphorylation. Lineage: Eukaryota; Metazoa; Arthropoda; Arachnida; Sarcoptiformes; Oppiidae. Bases 1 to 2040 code for a protein of 679 amino acids.